AUGGCGGAUCAGAAGGACCCCGCGAAGGAAAGCAACGCAGCAGCGGCGACCGCGACCGCGACCGCGUCCGCGCAGCCUCCGGCGCAACAGCACGUCGAAGACAUUCCGGACCCAGACGAAGAUGAUUUGGACGAUCUCGAUGACGUCCUCGACGAAUUCUCCGCCACAAAGCUCGACGACAAAGCCCCACUGGCACCGACCAACCCAGCAACAGCAACAACAACAACGACAGCAGCGACAACGAAACCGCCCCCGCCGAUUCCGGUCCCCAGCGCCGGCGAGGGCGACGAGGAGAUCGACGAGGAGGAAUUCGCGCGGCAGCUGCAGGCGGGCAUGGCGGAGCUGCUGGGCGGGCUGGGCGACUCGCCGGAGAUGACGCAGCAGCUGGAGAGCCUGGUGAAGGAGCUGGGCGCGGCGGGGGCCGGCGGGACCGGGACCGGGACCAGCAGCAGCAGCGGGACGAGUAGUAAGGCGGCGGCGGCAUCGCCGGGGGGAGCGGCGGGGGGUGCGGGUGCGGGGAGUAGUAAGGCGGGCGAGGACAAGUUUCAAGAGCAGAUCCGGCGCACGAUGGAGCGGAUGCAGGCGUCGGGCGAGCAGGCGACGGCGGCCGCGUCGUCGAGCGGGAACGGCAAUCCGGAUGACAUCCUCGCGCAGAUGCUGGCCGAGAUGGAGAAGGGCGGCGGCAUGGGCGGCGGCGAGUUCGGGUCGGACGAGGACUUCAGCAAGAUGCUGAUGGGCAUGAUGGAGCAGCUGACGAACAAGGAGAUCCUGUACGAGCCGAUGAAGGAGCUGUACGACAAGUUCCCCGACUGGCUGGCCAAGAACAGGGAGAAGACUGACAAGGCGGACCUGGAGCGGUAUGAGGAGCAGCACAGAUGCGUCAAGGAUAUCGUGGAGAGGUUUGAGAGGCCUGGCUACACCGACGACAGCGCGGCGGAUAGGGAGUUCAUUGUCGACAGGAUGCAGAAGAUGCAAGCAGCGGGAUCACCGCCGCAGGAUUUGGUUGGCGAUAUGAGCUCAGCACAAGAAGCUAUGGGCGAGCUGGAUCAGGGAUGCGCGACACAAUGA
Messenger RNA from Diplodia corticola, 1068 nucleotides. RefSeq names its product pex19 family protein. The record is from RefSeq and is a predicted model, not a curated record. Gene Ontology annotation, biological process: protein import into peroxisome membrane. Gene Ontology annotation, cellular component: peroxisome; peroxisomal membrane. NCBI's taxonomy places the organism in Eukaryota, Fungi, Ascomycota, Dothideomycetes, Botryosphaeriales, Botryosphaeriaceae. Bases 1 to 1068 code for a protein of 355 amino acids. The transcript has 3 exons.